CGUAUAUCACAGUGACUCGACUGCGUUAACUGCGCUAAAAGCUAAUGGAACACCUGAGGCUAAAGCCGCAGCUCAAUUGGUCGGCUGGUUCAAAAUGUCUGGCAGCUGCAUUUCCAGGCAGCCUGCGCGCGCAAAGCAGCAAGACACAACAAAUGUGUGCUAGAUCCUGUGCACUACCGCACUGCACUGCUGUCUCCGUUCUGCAUAAUCAUGUUUGAGCCACUGCACUAGAUGCCCGAACGUGGCUCGUUGCAACCGCAUAUCCAGCUAACUGCAGUUCAGCGCACUAUCCAAACACAAUUAUGCG
Ascoidea rubescens DSM 1968 is the source of this 307-nucleotide messenger RNA. RefSeq lists its product as uncharacterized. The coding region runs from base 45 to 218 and encodes 57 amino acids. Lineage: Eukaryota; Fungi; Ascomycota; Saccharomycetes; Ascoideales; Ascoideaceae. The transcript has a single exon. The record is from RefSeq and is a predicted model, not a curated record.